Messenger RNA from Nycticebus coucang (slow loris), 1191 nucleotides. RefSeq names its product heat shock transcription factor family, X-linked member 4 (gene HSFX4). The coding region runs from base 1 to 1080 and encodes 359 amino acids. NCBI's taxonomy places the organism in Eukaryota, Metazoa, Chordata, Mammalia, Primates, Lorisidae. Gene Ontology annotation, biological process: regulation of DNA-templated transcription. The transcript is spliced from 3 exons. The record is from RefSeq and is a predicted model, not a curated record. Gene Ontology annotation, molecular function: DNA-binding transcription factor activity; sequence-specific DNA binding.
AUGGCUAGUCAGAAUAUGGACGAGAAAUUCGAAUGUAUGCCAGCCCCAACAAUUGGUGGAGAGCCAGAAAACUGGGUCCCACCCGACACUUCAACUGAUCCCGAGCAAGGUGAUGAAGACAUGGACAAGAACGGUGACGAAAAUGCAAGCCAAAACCAAGGCAAUCAAGAUAACGUGGAGCCAGAAGACCAAAACGAAAAUGUAGCUGAUGUGCCAGACAACAUUGACUUCUCGGGGCUCUCCUUCCCCAGAAAGCUUUGGGUGAUAGUGGAGAACAACGUGUUCGAGUCUGUGAACUGGAGUGAUCAAGGAGACACUGUGGUCAUCCAGGAGGACCUUUUCCAGAGAGAGAUUCUUCGCCGGAGAGGCGCAAAGAAGAUAUUUGAAACAGACAGCUUGAAGAGUUUUAUUCGUCAACUUAACCUCUACGGGUUCAGGAAAAUACGCCCCGACAACUCCUCGGUUCCAUCUCAAGGAAAGAAGAUGAUGAUCUACCGCCACUCCAACUUUCAGCGAGAUAAGCCUCAGCUCCUGGAGAAGAUCCAGAAGAAAGGAUACCUCCAAAAGACCACUCUGCAAGCACCUGGAGAACCAGCGAUGAAGAAAAAGAAGCUGGUGGCUACAAGACAUUCCCCUCGAAUCCAUCAGAAUAAUGCCAAGAAGAAAGCUAAGCAACAGUCCCUUACAGGAGCCCCCAGUGUUCAGGGAACCAGUGGCACUCAGUCACACUUGCGCUCUGGAAUGUCUCCCAUGCGCAGUGCCACUGGAUGUCCCCAGGGAAACCGCUCCACUUUUGAGCCAAAUGGCUCAAGUGGGGAAGGUACCUCUAGCAGUGCUACAUUUACACCCAUAGCUACUGCUAGAAUGGAAAGCACAAGGGAAGGGCCUGCCAGCCUUCAGGAGUACCCAGAGUAUGCUUCCAUAGUAUCUUUAUACAACACCUGUUACUCCAUCCUGCUGGCUGCCCUCUCGGUUAUGUCUCCAAACGAGCCCCCUGAGAAUGAGGAGCCAGAGGACUCCUCAGAUUAUAAAUGUGCACUAUGCGAACAAUUCAAGAAUAAUCCAAAUCCAAAUCCUUGAGCUGAGGCCACUAAUGACCAAUAAAAAUUGCCAUAUUCUAACAAGGAACCUACUAUUGGUCUUAGUAAUGAAAAAUAAAAAGGCUAUAUGAGCAAAUAAACAAUUUAAAUG